AAUGGCCACAUCUAGAGUCAUGAAAAUUGUUCUAAUACUUUUAUACAGUUCAAUAUCCAUCACCUCAGGGCAGUCCAAAAAGCAGUACCACGUGUAUUACGACAGGCUCGUGAAUUUCUACGGAGCAGUAAGUGCCUGUCACAGCUAUGGCCAGCGGCUGGCCACCGUAACCUCGGCGGAGGACACCAGCCGACUGCAGCAGGCCAUCGCCAAGACGAGCCGUUCGGGGCUCUUUUUCACCGCUGGCUACGACUCUGGUCACAACGGAGAGUGGGUUUGGUUCCCGAAUGGAACGAAAAUUUCCACCACCGGGUACAGCAAUUGGCACUCGAGCCAACCGGACAACCACGAGGAGCGCUGUCUGGAGGUUGGCCGCUUCCCCGGCACCAUGUGGAACGACAUCUCCUGCUCGGCGGCGCUGUUUUAUAUUUGCGAGGAGCAAGAUUGAGACGUUUGUGUGAUUUCUUUUUUCACAUUAAAAAAUAAAUCAUGCUUUACAUUAUUUCGAAGAUCCCGAUUU
Culex pipiens pallens (northern house mosquito) is the source of this 520-nucleotide messenger RNA. RefSeq names its product CD209 antigen-like protein 2. Gene Ontology annotation, cellular component: external side of plasma membrane. Gene Ontology annotation, biological process: biological process involved in interspecies interaction between organisms. The record is from RefSeq and is a predicted model, not a curated record. The transcript has a single exon. Gene Ontology annotation, molecular function: carbohydrate binding. Lineage: Eukaryota; Metazoa; Arthropoda; Insecta; Diptera; Culicidae. Bases 2 to 448 code for a protein of 148 amino acids.